GUUCGCAUUGCUACGUCUGUUUCAUUGCACUGCACAGGAUAUAUUGUGCAGUUUAGGCGAGCAAAUAAUGGACCAAAGGCCGUUUUCAACAUAGUGUAGCUAGCUAGUCACUGUGCAAAAUUAGUUGCUAGCUUCCCAGCUGGCUAACUAAAUACCGAGACAUCACCAAGAUCAAGUUACCAAAGACGAUAAUCAUAUUUUGUUGUCCAUAGUUCACCCCCUCGCGCACACACACAUCAACACGGCAUUGAUGGUAAUGCAUGCAAGGAAACAACCGAGACUCAGCGAUGGGUGCAACGACCGAAGGGAUUCACAACCCUAUCAGACUCACAAAUCCCAGCCAAAGAGUCAAUCUACCACCCUUCACCGUCACGAUAAAAUGCGAGAUGGGUUAUCAGAUCCUACACCGCCCUACAAAAUGCUCCGGCGCUCUGAAGAAAGUCCGGUCAAUAAGUACAGCGAUGGGCACAGCAAAACAAAAACAUUUCACACACUCCGAGGCAAAGAUGGCGGUACCAGCUGCUCUCCGCAAGAGAAUUCGCACAACCACAGCUCUCAACACAGCUCAAACUCACACUCAAAUCAAAACAAGGCGUCAGACACACCUCACGAGCCUGCAGACGAUUGGUCCGAGCACAUCAGCUCCUCGGGCAAGAAGUACUACUACAACUGCAGGACUGAGGUCUCUCAAUGGGAGAAGCCCAAAGACUGGCUGGAGAGAGAGCAGAGGCAGAAAGAUCCGUCUAAGAGAGAGUCCAACACGUUCCCCAAAGACCGGGACUACAGACGAGAGUCUGUCGACACAGCCACCACAAAGAGCACUUCAGGGGUCAAGUCCUCCUCCAACUCUGCUCCUUCCCAGUCCUCAUCUUCCUCCACCAAUCCGGGCCUGAACCAAGCCUCUGGCUCUAACCCCACCCCCUCAUCUUCCUCCUCCUCCACGGUCCCAGUGUCCCCCUCUGUCCAAUCCCAGGCCUCGGGCCUGCUCCAAGACCCCGCCCUCCUGCGGCAGCUCCUCCCAGCGCUGCAGGCCACCCUGCAGAUGAACAACGGCAGCAUGGACAUGGCCAAGAUCAACGAGGUCCUCGCGGCUGCUGUCACCCAAGCUUCCUUGCAGUCUAUGCUUCAUAAACUCCUCACCGCUGGACCGUCUGCUUUCAACAUCACUGCUCUGCUUUCCCAAGCUGCUCAACACUCCUCCAGCCAAGCGGCCCAGCAGGCAAGUCCGUCGCCCAUAUCGCUAAUGUCGGAUGCCUCCUCGCCCCGCUCAUAUGUGUCGCCCAGGAACGGAACGCCCCAGACCAACCUCCUUAACCAGAAAACCCCGCUCAGCAUGCCUCCCGCCUCCUCCCAACCAAAGGUUACCCCAGUGAAACCAGGACCAGUUUCUCAACAGGCUUCAGCAGAGAAACAUCCAGAGGAUCCCCGAACCCUACGACAGCGGAGCAGUCAGGGGAGUCCGCCAUCAGGACCUAACGGCAACGCCACCGGCGGCCACUCGCUUCCCAACGCCGCGUCAGCUCAGACCAGCACUCCCGGCUCCUUCACUCCCUCGCUGGCCUCUCACUUUGAUGAGAACCUCAUCAGGCACGUCCAGAACUGGCCCGCCGAGCACAUCGAGAAGCAGGCAGCACGGUUACGCGAAGAUGCCCACAACAUGGGCAGUCUCUACAUGUCUGAGAUCUGCACCGAACUCAAAAACCUCCGAUCAUUAGUCAGAGUGUGUGAGAUCCAGGCCACGCUGAGGGAACAGAGGAUACUGUUCCUUAGACAGCAGAGCAAAGAACUGGACAAGCUAAAGAACCAGAACUCUUACAUGGUCUGAGAACCUGUGUGGGAGACGAAGGACGGUGAACUGCUUAAGAAGCCCGCAAUGAGGUCCUCUAUGCCCCAAUGCGCCCUGGUCUGAACACUUCCCUAACGUCAUGAACCAAAGGGCAAAUGAGGAAUACGGAAAAGAGACUUGGGCCUGUUGAAGACGUCAUGGGUCAAGCAAUGAAGCGUACUGUUGCCCAAGCCCCUGAAAGUGUAGAUUUCGUUAGGCGUCCAAGAUGUAAAUUUUCGAGGCUAAAUGAAUGCGAAGCCUAUUUGAGCUUUUCAUGGACACCCAAACAAGUCGAUUCUGAGGAACCUACAGGUCAUACUUUUUCUUACCUGAGAAACUCAGCUGCUGCCUUUUGGAAUCGUGAACUGUUGGACUGUGUUUGUUGUGCUGGAGAAACUGAGAGUCUGGCUUUUCCUCUGGAAUAGUUUUGGUUGGGAAUGCAUACUUUUCUCCACUGACUUGUGGCUUAACUGAAGUUUCUAGCGUGAACUCAGAUUGGCUUGAGAUGUAUGGAUCACCAACUGAUUCCAGGAAGAAGCAAACACGAACACUUCUUCAGCAUAGACUUCAGCAUAGACUUGAAGGAGUGCAUCGCAAAGAAGAUUCUUGAAUGAGCCAACUUUAUGAUUCCUUCCAGACUCGUAUAGUUAGGAAUCAUGAAUCUAGCAGUCCCAGGAUCAGGGGUUCAUUAUUUGAUGAGUACUUUUUUUAAAAUGUGAGCUGACAAAGAUGCAUAGCUGCUUGAUGGAAGUUGUCUGUCUGUCCAUGCUCCCCGCUUUCCUGCUGGAUGGAAAUAGUCUGUAGACUUCCUAACUUCCCACCCCAACAUGACAGUGACCCCUCCUCUAACGUUGGGCCAGGAGACUUCUCAGAACAUACUGCCCCAUGGAGUAACCUUCUGGUAACUUCCCAGUCCCUAUCACUAACCCCUCAACAGGAUCCUACAAUAAAGGGCACGAUUCUCAUCCUCCACAACCUCGAAAUACCCUCAGAAGCGCACCUGCAUCUGAACCCCCAUUUGCUCUGUACUUGAUUAUUUUUCCUCUCUCCUCUGAACUUUGAUGUUUUGUUUUGUAAGCUUGUCUGUUUAGUCUAUCUUGAGUCGGCAAAAUAAUUCAUUCCUUAUCAUGUGCAGUUUCUUGCGAAAUUGUGAAAGGGUCUUUAGUUUCACGUGGUUAUGUAAACCUAAAUUAUUGCACAUUAUUAAUUGCGUCCUUGUGAACAGGAUGGCAUAUUUUCAUGGGACUCCUCUUUCUCUUUGCUAUACCAGCUAAGCCAGUACAGCACUAGUUAAAUGGACUCCGUAGUUAACAUUUGCUACAUUUUGUUUUACCGAAGUUAAACUUUUUUAGGCCUCAGUAAAUAAAGUAACUAUUUUACAAUUAAACCUUCACACGACAAUGCUGUCUCACUCUUCCGGAUCCACAAACUUAGCUAUGCCCUCCUAAGACCCCGCCGAUCGAUCAGUGGCAUACUGAAAUUGGGAAGGCACCGGCCAAAGCGUUGGUCUGCAGAACUGGAGUGAUGUACGCACUUAUCAGAUAGUGGGGGACCAGAGGUUUUUGUGAGGAUGGGGCGAACAUAGCUUUGUAUAUUAUUUCUUUAAAGUAUAUCAGAAUAAAAUAAAUUAUUCUACCACAAA
This is a messenger RNA of Coregonus clupeaformis (lake whitefish), 3467 nucleotides long. Its product is annotated as WW domain-containing adapter protein with coiled-coil. NCBI's taxonomy places the organism in Eukaryota, Metazoa, Chordata, Actinopteri, Salmoniformes, Salmonidae. Gene Ontology annotation, molecular function: chromatin binding; RNA polymerase II complex binding. Gene Ontology annotation, cellular component: nucleus. The record is from RefSeq and is a predicted model, not a curated record. Gene Ontology annotation, biological process: positive regulation of TORC1 signaling; regulation of autophagy. The transcript is spliced from 13 exons. Bases 251 to 1825 code for a protein of 524 amino acids.